Molecule: messenger RNA, 1827 nt
Organism: Dicrocoelium dendriticum
Lineage: Eukaryota; Metazoa; Platyhelminthes; Trematoda; Plagiorchiida; Dicrocoeliidae
Source: the annotation of a GenBank genome assembly
GCUCCCUAGGUUUAUUACGGUCAUACCUACACGUUGGACACGGAACUCGUCGGAAUUCACAACCGGACGCAUAUUACACAGAGGUUCAACUUCUGUCCCAUGGAGGAUCUCGAUCUCGAUCCGUAUUCCAGUAGUAUGGAACAAUUGGAAGUCUUGGAAAUACCUGAGUGUAAACAAGAAGAACGUGUACCGUCUGGGCCGGGGAUUAGCGACGAUGCUGGACAGAGCCCACAGCUGCGUCAACCGUUGGAGCCUUGCAUUCUGCGACCGAAGUCCGACCUUACAUUGGCACAGCCGUUACCGGCCUCCCUAUUCGGAGAGAACAUCGGUGUCUCUGUGGAUCCUCGAGUCAACGACGCACUAGAUUCCAAAGCGUGUUAUACUCCAGAUUGGCCAUUCAAAAUUGAACAAGACGCUCCCGUGAACCCAUUGGACGAAGGUUGCGGAUCUGCGACGGAGGAAGUGCGGGCACCUGCUUCCGAACAAGAUAAACGCCGCUAUGUGUGUGAAGUCUGUAAUAAACCUUUUGCUCAGAAGUUCAAUUUAAAGAUACACAUCCGGACUGUUCAUUCAAGUCAGCAAGUGCACACAUGUGACCGCUGCCAGGAAACAUUUACGCGGGCAGGCGCUCUCCGAUUGCACAUCGAUUCUGUUCACUUGAAUAAACGCCGCCAUGUGUGUGAACUCUGUAAUAAACCUUUUACUCAAAAGGGCAAUUUAAACAUACACAUCCAGACCGUUCAUUCAAAGCAGCGAACACACAAGUGUGGCCACUGUGACAAAUCCUUUUCACGGAUAGAUGUCCUUCGAAAACACUUCCAGUCUGUUCACUUGAGUCAGCGGACCUGCACCUGUAAGUACUGUGGGAAAUUCUUCUCUCCCUAUCUUGCUCUCCGGGCGCACAUACAUUCUGUUCACUUGACGCAACGAGGGUACACAUGCUUCCGUUGUAAUAAAUCAUUUAGUCGGUCAAACGCUCUACUGAGGCACCUUCGUUCUGUUCAUCUGAAACAGCGAACACACACUUGCGAGUAUUGUAAGAAAUCUUUUUCUAAGACGUACCUCAAAUAUCACAUAGCCUUCGUCCACAUGAACGAACGACCACAUAAGUGCAAUCAAUGUGGGAAAUCUUUUCCCCUAAUAACAAGUCUCCAAGCCCACGAAAAGACGGUUCACUUGAAGCUACGUCCCUACACAUGUGAAGUUUGCGGUAAUUCGUUCUCCGCGAGGGCUAGUGUGCGAAAACAUAUCCAAGUUGUUCAUUCAAAUCAACGUCCAUAUGCUUGUGAACAUUGUGGUAAAUUGUUUGCCGAUAAUAGCCAAUUGCAAAGGCAUAACAAAUCUGCUCAUUUGAAUCCGCGCACAUAUGCAUGUAAAAGCUGCGACGAAUCAUUUACUGAGGAGAGUGAUUUACGAGAACACGUCAAAUCCGUUCACAUCGGACAAUCCCCAUUUCUAUGCGAACAUUGUGGCGCAACCUUUACUACGAAAGGCAGUAUGCAAAGGCAUAUCCAAUGUACUCACUUUGAUCAACAUCCUUAUCCAUGCGAACAUUGUGGUAAAUUGUUCUCAGUUAUGGGCAAUUUGCGAAGACACCUCCAAUGUGUUCAUUCAGAUCCACGCCCGUUUAAAUGUGAGCAGUGUAGGGCAUCGUAUACUCAGUAUGGCAGUUUGCAAAGGCAUAUCAGAUCUUCUCAUUUUGAAGUACGCCCUCUAGUAUGUGAACGAUGUGAACAUUGCGAUGCGUCGUUUACUGUGAAAGGCAGUUUGCGAAGACACAUCAAGUCUUGUCAUCCGAACACACACCCACAGACGGAAAGUAACUGA